AUGACUGAAGGCGGUCUUCCAAAUCGUUAUGAGAAGUCUCGAUUUCUUGUUCGUCUCACGUCUCUCUUCCCCUCUCUAACUAUACGUAUCCGAGUCCUUGUGGGCGACAAAUUAUUUUUCUUUCUUUCUCUCUCUUUCUCUUUCUCUCUCUUUCUCUUUCUCUCUUUUCUCUUUCUCUCUUUCUUUUUCUCUUUCUCUCUUUCUUUUUCUCUUUCUCUCUUUCUUUUUCUCUUUCUUUCUCUCUCUCUUUCUCUCUCUCUCUCUCUCUCAUACAGGUGCUCCAUAAAACUUGCUUUCUUCCUCUCUUUAUAUUUACUCGCUUUCUUCCUCUCUUUAUAUUUACUCGCUUUCUUCCUCUCUUUAUAUUUACUCGCUUUCUUCCUCUCUUUAUAUUUACUCGAUUUCUUCCUCUCUUUGCCUUUACUCGAUUUCUUCCUCUCUUUGCCUUUACUCGAUUUCUACCUCUCUUUGACUUUACUCACUUUCUCUUUUUCCUCUCGAUUUCUUCCUCUUUCUCUUUUUUGCCUUUACUCGAUUUCUUCCUCUCUUUACAUUUUGCCUUUUCCUUUACAUUUACUCUUUCUUUUUUUUUCCAUUUCUCUUCGAUUUACUCACAUUUACUUUUUUCUCCUUUUCCUUUUUCUCUUUUUCUUUCCUCUCUUUACAUUUACUCUUUCUCUUUUCCUCUCUUUACAUUUACUCCUUUCUCUUUUCCUCUCUUUUUUCCUCUUUCUCUUUUCCUCUUUACUCUCCUUUCUUUUUUCUCUCAUUUACAUUUCUCUUUUCUCUCUUUUUCUUUUUUCCUCUUUCAUUUACUCAUUUCUUUUUCCUCUCUUUACAUUUUCAUUUCUCUUUUUUUCCUCUUUCUUUUUUUCUCUUUACAUUUUACUUUCUCUUUUCUCUCUUUUUACUCCUUUCUCUUUACAUUUACUCACUUUCUCUUUUUCCUCUCUUUACAUUUACUCACUUUCUCUUUUUCCUCUCUUUACAUUUACUCGCUUUCUUUUUUCCUCUCUUUACAUUUACUCACUUUCUCUUUUUCCUCUCUUUACAUUUACACUUUCUCUUUUUCCUCUCUUUACAUUUACUCGCUUUCUUUUUUCCUCUCUUUACAUUUUCAUUUUCUCUUUUCCUCUCUUUCUUUACAUUUCUUUCAUUUUCUUUCUUUUUCCUCUCUUUACAUUUACUCUUUUUUCCUCUCUUUACUCUUUCUUUUUCCUCUCUUUACAUUUACUCACUUUCAUUUUUUUUCUUCUUUUCCUCUCGCUUUCUUUUUUACAUUUACAUUUUCUCUUUUACAUUUUUUUUUUUUACUACUUUCUUUACAUUUACUCACUUUUCUUUUCCUCUCUUUACUCUUUCUUUUUUCUCUUUACAUUUUUCUUUCUUUUUUCCUCUUUACAUUUACUCAUUUUCUCUUUUUCCUCUCUUUUUACAUUUCUUUUUCCUCUCUUUUUUACUUUUCUCUCUCUUUACAUUUUCUCUUUUCCUCUCUUUACAUUUCUUUUUCUUUUUCCUCUCUUUACAUUUUCCUCUCUUUACAUUUACUCGCUUUCUCUUUUUCCUCUCUUUACAUUUACUCGCUUUCUCUUUUCCUCUCUUUACAUUUACUCACUUUCUCUUUUUCCUCUCUUUACAUUUCUUUUUUUCUCUCCUUUCUUUUUCUUUCUCUUUUUUUCCUUUCUCUUUUCUCUUUACAUUUACAUUUACUUUUCUUUUUCCUUACAUUUACAUUUACUCUCUUUACUUUUUCUUUUCUCUCUUUACAUUUACUCGCUUUCUCUUUUUCCUCUCUUUACAUUUACUCGCUUUUUUUUUACUCAUUUACUCCUUUCUUUUUUUUUCCUCUCUUUACAUUUACUCACUUUCUCUUUUUCCUCUCUUUACAUUUACUCGCUUCCAGGUUUUUUUGGUUUUGGGGUUAUUUUUUUCAUUUUUUUUACUACUUUUUUAGCAUCACCACUUUUUAAUAUUAAUUCAUUUUUUUCUAUUAUAAUUUAUCUGUCCUUUCUGCAUUUUCUUCUUCCUUCUUUAUUACUUUUUUCUUUUACUCCCUCCUUUUUUCUUCUUUUUCUUUCAUUUCUUCUUAUUCUCCCUCCUUUUUUUCUCACCAUUUCACUUCCUCGCUUUCUUCCUUCUUUUUCCUCUCUUUUUUCCUUCCUUUUCCUCUCUUUCUUCCUUCUUUUUCCUCUCUUUUUCCUUCUUUUUCCUCUCUUUUUUCCUUCCUUUUCCUCUCUUUCUUCCUUCCUUUUCCUCUCUUUCUUCCUUCUUUUUCCUCUCUUUCUUCCUUCUUUUUCCUCUCUUUUUUACUUCUUUUUCCUCUCUUUUUUCAUUCCUUUUCCUCUCUUUCUUCAUUUUCUCUCCCUUUUUUUUUCUUUUUCCAUCCUUUGUUCUGUCUUUUUUCCCUCUUCAUUUUUUUUUCUCAGCCUUCUUUCUUGUUUUUCGCCACUCACCCUUUUCCUGUCUUUAUUUCUCUUUUCAUUUGUCUUGCUCACAAAUGUCUGUGUUCUUUUUCGUUACAAUGUACUAAUAGUUCCUCUUCAUUAUUCAUGGGCAGCUCCCCUUUUCUUAGCUUAUUCCAAUCUCUCUAUCUCUCCCCCUCCCUCUACUUUCUAUAUCCAUCCCUCUCCCCCCUCUCUCUUUCUCACUCCUUUUCUCCUCCUCUCCCAUGUUAAUUAUUCUCUCUUUCGCUAUCUUUCUUUAUCCCUAUUCUUCUAUCAUUUUCUUUCUACUCGUCUCUUUCGGAACACAAAUACCAAUGCCUCUCAUUGCUUAUUCUCAUUAUCUCUCUCUCUCUCUCUCUCUCGCUAUCUUUUUGCCAUUUUCUCCCUCUCCCCGUAUUCAUAG
Acanthosepion pharaonis is the source of this 2847-nucleotide messenger RNA. Lineage: Eukaryota; Metazoa; Mollusca; Cephalopoda; Sepiida; Sepiidae. The record is from the annotation of a GenBank genome assembly.